Molecule: messenger RNA, 3861 nt
Organism: Neogale vison (American mink)
Lineage: Eukaryota; Metazoa; Chordata; Mammalia; Carnivora; Mustelidae
Gene: PPP2R2C
Product: protein phosphatase 2 regulatory subunit Bgamma
Exons: 9
Coding region: 44-1387 (447 amino acids)
Biological process (GO): peptidyl-serine dephosphorylation
Cellular component (GO): cytosol; protein phosphatase type 2A complex
Molecular function (GO): protein phosphatase regulator activity; protein binding
Source: RefSeq, a predicted model, not a curated record
GUGCAGCGGCGGGGCAUGCCCAGGGCACCGGGCACGGCCUUCAAUGGGCGAGGACACGGACACGCGGAAAAUUAACCACAGCUUCCUGCGGGACCACAGCUAUGUGACUGAAGCCGAUAUCAUCUCUACUGUUGAGUUCAACCAUACCGGAGAGCUGCUGGCCACAGGCGACAAGGGUGGCCGGGUUGUCAUCUUCCAGCGGGAACCGGAGAGUAAAAAUGCGCCUCACAGCCAAGGCGAGUAUGACGUCUACAGCACCUUCCAGAGCCAUGAGCCUGAGUUCGAUUAUCUCAAGAGUCUGGAGAUAGAGGAGAAAAUCAACAAGAUCAAGUGGCUUCCGCAGCACAAUGCCGCCCACUCCCUGCUGUCCACCAACGAUAAAACUAUCAAACUAUGGAAGAUCACGGAACGAGAUAAAAGGCCCGAGGGAUAUAACCUGAAAGAUGAAGAAGGAAAGCUUAAGGACUUGUCCACAGUGACGUCACUGCAGGUGCCUGUGCUGAAGCCCAUGGAUCUGAUGGUGGAGGUGAGCCCACGGAGGGUCUUCGCCAACGGCCACACCUACCACAUCAACUCCAUCUCCGUCAACAGUGACUGUGAGACGUACAUGUCGGCGGACGACCUGCGCAUCAACCUCUGGCACCUGGCUGUCACCGACAGGAGCUUCAACAUCGUGGACAUCAAGCCAGCCAAUAUGGAGGACCUCACGGAAGUGAUCACAGCGUCUGAGUUUCACCCCCACCACUGCAACCUCUUUGUCUACAGCAGCAGCAAGGGCUCCCUGCGUCUCUGCGACAUGCGUGCAGCCGCUCUGUGUGACAAGCACUCCAAACUAUUCGAAGAGCCUGAGGACCCCAGUAACCGCUCCUUCUUCUCCGAGAUCAUCUCCUCUGUGUCGGAUGUGAAGUUCAGCCACAGUGGCCGGUACAUGCUCACCCGGGAUUAUCUCACAGUCAAAGUCUGGGACCUGAACAUGGAGGCGAGGCCCAUAGAGACCUACCAGGUCCAUGAUUACCUUCGGAGCAAGCUCUGUUCCCUGUAUGAAAAUGACUGCAUCUUUGACAAGUUUGAAUGUGCCUGGAACGGGAGUGACAGUGUCAUCAUGACUGGGGCCUACAACAACUUCUUCCGCAUGUUUGACCGGAACACCAAGCGGGACGUGACCCUGGAGGCGUCGAGGGAGAGCAGCAAGCCCCGGGCCGUGCUCAAGCCACGGCGCGUGUGCGUGGGCGGCAAGCGCAGGCGGGACGACAUCAGUGUGGACAGCCUGGACUUCACCAAGAAGAUCCUGCACACGGCCUGGCACCCGGCCGAGAACAUCAUCGCCAUCGCAGCUACCAACAACCUGUACAUCUUCCAGGACAAGGUGAACUCCGAGAUGCACUAGGUGGGCACAGAGCCCCGUCUGGGAUAUGACCACCGAGCGGCCCAGCCAGGCUGCCUCUGCUGGCCACGCUCUCUGUUUGGAAACAGGAGUCAGGAGGGUUCACAGCCACGGACCUUGAAAUGGGCGUGAUCGUCGCCUUGGGGUCCUGGCCCUUCAUUCCCGUCCUUAACCGUGUGCUGCCUGCUCCACGAUUAGGACUUGGACUUCUCCAGGCUCACACUUCACUUCUUCCAGCAGCAACUCUGAGGGGAAGCAGGCGCCCUGAGAACACCCCUCCCCGCCAGGGGGCCCCAGAUCAGGGCUCUGGGGACAGAGGACAGGACGGACUCAAACAAGCCAGCCAGGGAUUCUUUUGAUUAUCAGUGGAGCAAUUUUCACUGUCUCAGAGCCGAGGGUCUUCCCUUGGCUUUUUGAAUCAUGAAUUCAUGCUGAGAAUUGGCAGGUGCAAGCUGCUCUUUUAGACUGUUUUAAGUCUUUCAAUACCCCAGGUCCGGCGUUUCCAGAGAGGAGAGGGGGGCAGUGAAACCCACCCGUGCGUGUGCCUGUCCUCCUCACCAUGUCCCUAACCUUUGCUGAGCACGGGCCAGGGGCCAGACAUGGUGCUCGGCCCAUUAGGUGCGUGUGUGGAUUCAGUCCCCUCUCCACGGGGCUCUGCUGUCCCGCAUCAGGGUCACUGGGCGCCUCGUGGGAGCUCACGAGGGCUCUGUCUGUGACUCUGGAAGGUGGGUGUCUGUUCACUUACUCCGUUCACUUACACCAGCCCCUCAUUGAGUACUGGGCUUUGCCAGGUGCCAGGGACAAAAGGUGAAGAAUUGUCCUUCCUACUCUGCACACGAGGCAGCGGGCCCUGACAGCAUGAACAGUCGGUCAAAGGCACGCACCGAACAAGUGGUAGAGUCAGGAAUCCUGGGCAGGUCUUCACGCACACUGCCUGCUUUCUGACUCACCAUGUCAGCUACUCGCGUUAAAGCAGCAUUCUUGUGUGGAAGGUUCUGGAAACACCCCUUCAUCUUGGGGGGCUCGGCAGAGCACAUGGGUAAUGACGAGGGUCCAGCGGGGUGACCCGAGCUGCAGCACGGAGAAUGGAGAAGACCCCGGUGGUGCCAAGCUCUGUGUGGUGACUUCAGACCCCCCCGACACCUCGGGGGCGCCUUGCUGCACCCAUCUCUCUACCCCAGCCCCUUGUUCGGGUGCACUGAGCUGCCUCCAGGAGGAACUUGCAUGUUAGGACCAUUUCAAGAUACAUUUUCGUUAAUGACCCGGCCUCGGAGGACUCUUUCCUGAGGGCCACAGAGAAUGCUGUGCUCCUGCUGCACAGAUGUGGAUACCGGCUCUGCCCACCCUGCCCAAUCAUUCUCCCCGUGUGUGAUUACAGUGAACCACUGGCUGUGCGUGGCAUUCAGAGAACAGAGCGUGGAGCCCGAAGCCAACAUUUUUUUUUUUUUUUACAAGAUGUAACCAACCCAGGAAACAGACCCACCCGAGAUUUUUCUCAGUGGACAGCGAUAUACUGUCGUGUGUGUCAAAGCACAAAACGCAUGUGCAUUCACUUCCAGCCAUAUGAUAUUUACACAAGGAAAUGGGUCCAUUGUUUCGUUUUGGUUUUUUGUUUUUGUUUUUCAAAUCAACAUGAAUGAAGAAUGUUUGUUUCUCUAUCACUGUAAAAUCCAGGUGACCUGGACAGUAUUAUAUGUACAUAAUCUAUUCUAAUUAAAAUUAACAAUCACAGGAUUGGAUUCCUUUUUUUCUCCCUUUGUAAAGAGGUUCAAGAAUGUGGUACCUUGUAUAGAAAUCUCGUUGAAGCCAAAAUCCAGCUCUGAGGGCCUUACACAAUUACACGGAUAUUUGGCACAAUCCAUUUCCCUUUGUGAUUCAGACACUAAGAUAAGACUUUGCCUUUGCAGCUGGAGGUUACUGUCAGAUCAUAGAGUUCACACUAUCUACAGAGUACGCCUCUUAACACUGCGUUCAGAGAAGGUCUUAAUACAGUUCCUGGUUCUUUACUUCUCUUUUACACUUUGGAUACCAAACCAAAAAGGAAAAGAAAGAAAGAAAAUGAUCUUAGAGGAAAAGCAUGUCUUCAGAUCCCUGAAAAUCAUGAUGUCCAAAGCAAGUUGUGAAUAAUGACACAUGUUGGGGGGGAGGGGCAAGACUAGUCACAGAGAUGGGCCAGUAAGAUAGUCACUCUGCUUCUUACUCUGUUUAAAUUUUCUGCUCUUCUUGAAUGUAUGAGCAUUCACAUAGUCAUUGUGAAGUUGUUGGGUCGUUCUGUUUUUAUUCUAAUACUCCAAGGACUGAGCUCUUGGUGGCGUUGGGUACGUGGUGGUAGGUAGACAGACCUAAUCACUUUGGAUUCUAUAGCUCAUGGGUGCAUUCUGGUUUUCUUUGGUAUCUCAGAUUAUCCAACUGUUGAAUAAAAUUAUAAAUAUGUUAAUACCAGCUUUUUCAAAUAAAAUAACAAAUGUUACAUUGAA